AUGACGCCAGACGACCUGAUAUCGGAAAUGGUCAUCUACUAUACAGAGCGCAACGACAGAGCACUCUACACCGGCCGCACCGAAAACAAGUACGGCAAGGACGACCGCGAAGUCAUGCUCGUCAAGCAAGAACUACCUGGUCCACCUCAGGAUGUUCGGAUCUGGGUCGUAUGAUGCCGCUCUGCAAGUGUCACGUGGAGCACGUCUUAUACACUCUAAGAAAAAAGGAUCGGUAACACUCAAAUAUCAAAGUACAUCGUCCAGCAUUGGAGGCGCCAUGGCACGGCGCACCGCCUACGAGAACUGGAAGUAACAGGUUCCAGGAACUCUGCCAUGAUACGGGAACUGCUGCCCGGGACAACGUACGUGCUCAACAUGAUCGCAGAGAACGCCCUAGGACGCGGAGAACCCUCCAGAACGGUUGUUUUUCACAUAGGCGAACGAGGGCUUGUAGACAUCCUCGUUGAAAUGAAGAUCAUAACAUUUGUCUCACGGAAGGCACCUCUCCAGGAACUUUGGAACGGCAACCUGUAGGGCUACUGCAUAGGUUAUCGUCACCGAGAUUCGGAACUCCCAUUCUCCUACCGCCGUGUGGAAGCGUCCAAUAACGUCAGCCACAAGCACCCCCUUAGUGCUCAGAGGGACACUGAGUAUGCUUUUAUAAUCAAUACCUGCAACAGCGCGUGAGCCGAACCAGCCCCGGAGGAGAAGAUUGCGAAAACGAUGGAUGGUGAUGUUCCCGAGGCUCCGAAAUUGUUUGUGACAGCAGUCGCGGCCGGUACCUUGUCAUUAAAAUGGGCCAUGAAGUCCAGCAGUGAACUCACAGAGGUUAAUAUCUACUACCGUCAAGAAGGAGGGCCGUCCCUUAAGAACCCCAUCGUUAAGACUGCCGACACGGACGUGGCUGGAGCUCACACGGUCACCAACGUUUACAGUGGCUUCAUAUAUCAACUGUAUGUGGCGGCCUUCAAUGUGCUUGGUCGCGGAGACCCGAGCUCCAUACUCAUGGAGCUAGAACGAAUAGCUGCGAGACGUUUGCAAGCCAAUGCUGAAGGGGAAGCUCCGCUGUACUUGAAUAUGGCAUUAAUGAUGCCAGCGGGCGCAGUAUGCUUGGCUGUGCUUGUCAUCCUGGUGAGUGCUUGUAUUUCCGUCAAGAAACUCAAGCAGACGUCAAUCACCUUCCUGAGCGUCACACUCGCAAAGUGGUCACGCUACACCGCUGGCGACUGCACAGCACCAUCCGCACAACCAUGCCAGCCCCCAAAACCGUGCCCGCCUUGCCUUGCCAUCGGACUUCGAUACAAGAUGCUGGCAGUUCAUCCAGUUGUGGUAAAGAGCUACCGGGACCAACGUUCCACCGAGGACCCGCACGGAGGGUACAGUGAGGUCUGCUAA
Molecule: messenger RNA, 1395 nt
Organism: Ornithodoros turicata
Lineage: Eukaryota; Metazoa; Arthropoda; Arachnida; Ixodida; Argasidae
Product: cell adhesion molecule Dscam1-like
Biological process (GO): cell-cell adhesion
Molecular function (GO): protein binding
Source: RefSeq, a predicted model, not a curated record